AUGGCAGGCAAAAAGGCCAGUACAGCGGCCCGCGGCCCGACAGCCAUGCACAAGUAUCGUGGCACUGGUUUCGAGGAAUUCUAUGCCGACCCUCCCAUGACACCUGCUGAAGCCCAGGACGAGCGCGAGAACAUCUACAGCCCAGACCUCACCUUCGCCGAUCGCAUUCAAUCAUGUAUCCAGCGUUACCGCUCUCGCCGCCGCUUAGGUGCCUCUGACCAGAUCUUCAAUAAGUACCUUUUCCUCGGCGGCAUCGACACCACCCCGCGCAUGUUUGGCGGCAACACGGACGCCGAUCUGAAGGAUAUGACGCCGGCAGAGAAGCGAGACGCCACGGCAAUCGACAUGGUCUACAGCUCCGGUGGCGGCGCUCGCUUUUAUAAUGAUGAUGACCCUGACGGAUGGGACGUGGACUUUGCCGGUGUAGUCGCCGGCUUCUGCUCCGAGAGCCUCCCUAACACGACGGCCUGGGAUUAUGCGCAGAUGGGUCAAGCCGUUGGCCUACUAGAGAACUUUCUCACCUACGUUCUCCAGCACGACGUGUGCCCAGAGUACGAGACAAAUGUCAAGGAGGCUCUGGAUAUCUGCCAAAAGGCCAAGGUCGACUUACCACUGGCCCAUCAAGCUUUCCUCCAUUUUCCUGGACAAUUCAACCUGGCACUAUCGGAAAUGUUUUGCAAAGACUUUUACUUUUUCGGAGAGGGUGACGAGUUCCAACGCCCAAAGGAGUUCUCCCCUGAGGUGGUAUUCAAGAUUGCGAUGGCGAUGACUGCAACUCGGGAACAGUAUGAUGCCGUUAUUGGUGGCUUGAAAGACAGCACCGUUAAGGUCGUUAGCGAGGAGGAGUGCAGCGUUGAGAUCGUCGCCAUUCACCGGCCGACCGCCGAGUCACGCAAGCUCGCCCGCAGCAUCCGCCUAGAUAUGGGGCACCACUUCGAACCUGUUGGAACUAUGGUCACGAAGCCGUGCCUUAUCGAAGAUGGCUACGACUACGGUGAGGACAUGAUCUUGUCUGAUGAGGAGCGGGAUACCUUCUUCCUGGAUGAUUCAAUCUUGCAGAGGCUCAAACCAGGCUUUAAACUGCAACUCUGCGUCUGCGAGCUGAAUAUUGGCAUCAAGUUCAUCAAGCAGGCUCGUCAGGUCCUCGUAGAAUGGUACACCUUCCUGCCGCAGAACCUUAUGCGGCACUACAAGGAGCCCGUGCCCAAUGAGCGCCCUGCCCCGUCGGCCAUCAAGCCAGAAGAAGAAGCUGGGAAAUCAAGGCCGAUGUUUGUUUGA
Molecule: messenger RNA, 1278 nt
Organism: Colletotrichum orchidophilum
Lineage: Eukaryota; Fungi; Ascomycota; Sordariomycetes; Glomerellales; Glomerellaceae
Product: argonaute siRNA chaperone complex subunit Arb1
Exons: 4
Coding region: 1-1278 (425 amino acids)
Biological process (GO): regulatory ncRNA-mediated gene silencing
Cellular component (GO): ARC complex
Source: RefSeq, a predicted model, not a curated record